GCAGCGGCGGCGCCCGCGCGUCGUCAGUUGGGUCAGUGCCGCCGCCUCGCACGGAGCUGGGCGCUCCUUCUCCCUCACACGGAAGCCGCUCGCUCCGCGCCGAAGUUCCCGCGCCCAAGCGGAUAGUAUGGUGGAUUACCACGCUGCCGGGCAACCCUCUUAUCAGUACGGCGGCAACGGGCCGGGCAUCGGCGACUACAUGGCUCAAGAGGACGACUGGGACCGGGACCUCCUGCUCGACCCAGCCUGGGAGAAGCAGCAGCGCAAGACUUUCACAGCAUGGUGCAAUUCUCACCUGCGGAAAGCCGGCACGCAGAUUGAGAACAUCGACGAAGAUUUCCGUGAUGGCCUGAAGCUCAUGUUGCUGCUGGAGGUCAUUUCAGGGGAGCGGUUACCGAAACCGGAGAGAGGAAAGAUGAGGGUACAUAAGAUCAACAACGUGAACAAAGCUCUCGAUUUCAUCGCAAGCAAAGGAGUCAAGCUGGUUUCCAUAGGAGCUGAAGAAAUCGUCGACGGCAAUGCAAAGAUGACCCUCGGCAUGAUCUGGACCAUCAUCCUCAGAUUCGCCAUCCAGGACAUCUCCGUAGAAGAGACUUCAGCCAAGGAAGGCCUGUUGCUCUGGUGCCAGAGGAAGACUGCGCCCUACAAGAACGUCAACGUACAGAACUUCCACAUAAGCUGGAAAGACGGCCUUGCUUUUAAUGCCUUGAUCCACAGACACAGACCAGAACUCAUUGAGUAUGACAAGCUCAGAAAGGAUGAUCCAGUCACGAAUCUGAACAACGCUUUUGAGGUCGCUGAGAAAUACCUCGACAUUCCCAAGAUGUUGGAUGCAGAAGACAUUGUCAACACGGCCCGGCCCGAUGAGAAGGCCAUUAUGACCUAUGUUUCCAGCUUCUACCAUGCCUUCUCUGGCGCUCAGAAGGCUGAGACGGCUGCAAACCGGAUUUGCAAAGUGUUGGCCGUGAACCAGGAGAAUGAGCACCUGAUGGAAGACUACGAGAAGCUGGCUUCUGACCUGCUGGAGUGGAUUCAGCGCACCAUCCCCUGGCUGGAGAACCGCGUCCCGCAGAAGACCAUCCAGGAGAUGCAGCAGAAGCUGGAGGAUUUCCGCGACUACCGGCGGGUUCACAAGCCCCCCAAGGUGCAGGAGAAGUGCCAGCUGGAGAUCAACUUCAACACCUUGCAGACCAAGCUGCGGCUAAGCAACCGGCCGGCCUUCAUGCCCUCCGAGGGGAAGAUGGUCUCGGACAUCAAUAAUGGCUGGCAGCACUUGGAGCAGGCGGAGAAAGGCUACGAAGAGUGGCUGCUGAAUGAGAUCCGAAGGAUGGAGAGGCUGGACCACUUGGCUGAGAAGUUCAGGCAGAAGGCGUCGAUCCAUGAAAGCUGGACCGAAGGUAAAGAGACCAUGCUGCGGCAGAAGGACUACGAAACAGCCACCCUGUCGGAUAUCAAGGCCCUGAUCCGGAAGCACGAAGCUUUUGAGAGCGAUCUGGCAGCUCACCAGGAUCGUGUGGAACAGAUAGCGGCCAUCGCGCAGGAGCUCAAUGAGUUGGACUACUACGACUCGCCCAGUGUCAACACCCGGUGCCAGAAGAUCUGUGACCAGUGGGACUCGCUAGGAUCCUUGACCCACACACGGAGGGAAGCCUUGGAGAAAACAGAGAAGCAGCUGGAGACCAUUGACCAGCUCCACCUGGAAUAUGCCAAGCGGGCAGCGCCCUUCAACAACUGGAUGGAGAGCGCCAUGGAGGACCUGCAGGACAUGUUCAUCGUCCACACCAUCGAGGAGAUCGAGGGAUUGAUUGCAGCCCACGAUCAGUUCAAGUCCACCCUUCCCGACGCGGACAAGGAGCGUGAGGCCAUCCUGGGUAUCCAGAGCGAAGCGCAGAAGAUUGCAGACUACAACAACAUAAAACUCUCCGGGAACAACCCGUACACUUCGGUCACUCCGCAGAUCAUCAACUCCAAGUGGGAAAGGGUCCAGCAGCUGGUGCCAAAGAGGGACCACGCCCUGCAAGACGAACAGAGCAAGCAGCAGUCCAAUGAACAUCUGCGCCGGCAGUUUGCUAGCCAGGCCAACAUUGUGGGGCCUUGGAUCCAGACCAAAAUGGAGGAGAUCGGGCGCAUCUCCAUCGAGAUGAACGGGACCCUGGAGGACCAGCUGGACCACCUGAAGCUGUAUGAGCAGAGCAUCGUGGAUUACAAGCCCAACAUCGACAUCUUGGAGCAGCAGCACCAGCUCAUCCAAGAGGCGCUCAUCUUCGACAACAAGCACACCAACUUCACUAUGGAGCAUAUCCGUGUCGGGUGGGAACAACUCCUCACCACCACAGCCCGGACCAGCAACGAGGUGGAGAACCAAAUCUUGACCCGGGACGCCAAGGGGAUCAGCCAGGAGCAGAUGCAGGAGUUCCGGGCCUCCUUCAACCACUUCGAUAAGGACCACGGCGGCUCCCUGGGACCCGAAGAGUUCAAAGCCUGCCUCAUCAGCUUGGGAUACGAUGUGGAGAAUGACCGACAGAAGCGCACGGGCAGCAUGGACACAGACGACUACCGAGCCCUGCUUAUCUCCACGGGAUACAGCCUGGGAGAUGCGGAAUUCAACCGGAUCAUGAGUGUCGUGGACCCCAACAACAGCGGAGUGGUGACUUUCCAAGCCUUCAUCGAUUUCAUGUCCCGGGAGACCACGGACACGGAUACGGCCGACCAGGUCAUUGCCUCCUUCAAGGUCCUGGCUGGAGACAAGAACUACAUCACGGCAGAGGAGCUUCGGCGAGAGCUCCCCCCCGACCAGGCCGAGUACUGCAUCGCGCGCAUGGCACCUUACCAGGGGCCCGACGCCAUCCCCGGUGCCCUCGACUACAAGUCCUUCUCCACAGCGCUUUACGGCGAGAGCGACCUGUGAGGCUAGAGCCGGAGGCAGCGGCGGCAACAGCAAGCGCUGGCGCUUUGGGGGGAGGGGGGGCGGCGCUCUUGAUUUUCCCCCAUUCACACAAACACACACAAACACA
Messenger RNA from Podarcis raffonei (Aeolian wall lizard), 3014 nucleotides. RefSeq names its product actinin alpha 4 (gene ACTN4). NCBI's taxonomy places the organism in Eukaryota, Metazoa, Chordata, Lepidosauria, Squamata, Lacertidae. The record is from RefSeq and is a predicted model, not a curated record. Gene Ontology annotation, cellular component: cell projection; cortical actin cytoskeleton; plasma membrane. Bases 128 to 2908 code for a protein of 926 amino acids. Gene Ontology annotation, biological process: actin cytoskeleton organization; muscle cell development. The transcript has 22 exons. Gene Ontology annotation, molecular function: actin filament binding; calcium ion binding.